GCCUAUAUUCUGUAACAGAAUGAAGAUAACCACAGAGAUGAUGGUGUGUCUAAGAAACUUCAAAAGAUGUCGACCUCCUGAUUGAAGCAGAGCUGAUUGAUUUGUCAUUUUUUUUCAUUAUAAUUCUGUAUAUGUACAAGAG
Molecule: messenger RNA, 142 nt
Organism: Ochotona princeps (American pika)
Lineage: Eukaryota; Metazoa; Chordata; Mammalia; Lagomorpha; Ochotonidae
Exons: 3
Coding region: 20-85 (21 amino acids)
Source: RefSeq, a predicted model, not a curated record